UUUUGUUUUAUUUAUUUUAAAAACAUCAAAGUCUCACAUUCGUGGUUAAUCAAAUAUGCUUAAAAAAUAUUUUAAAAGUUAGUACAUUCCGAAUUUCAAAGGCUAACACAAGAAAACAUGAAAUGUGUAGAUAUCGUUGGGAUGAUUUUGAUGUUCAGAUCUGCGUAUGCAUUUACUACAUGUACAGGAGGGACAAUUGGUAACAAUCCUGUCACUUCGUAUGCGUCAACUAUCACAACUACAGGUAGUGGUUAUUUACUAGAGGACGAGAUUUACCAGGUCACGUGUUGUGGUUCUAUAAGUCGAUGGGAGAUACGGACGAGUGGUGCUGGGACAGUUCAAUUACAGAUAUGGCGAAAAACUGGAACAUAUUCGUAUACGCUUAUAGGGAAGAAUGAAUAUACAGCAAGCGGUGCUGGAUUCCAAGCACUAAAUGUCGCUUCGGCGGACAGAAUAUCUGUACAACAUGGGGAUAUGAUAGGAUGGUAUUCAUCGCCAAAUAUCAUAAUGCAUGCUGCUUCAAGUGGAUAUCCAGUCACCAAUCGUCGGUCUUCAUCGAUAACGGACCUGGCUGUCGGCAGUAUUCAUGACUGGGCUUCUGAAAAUACCUUCGCAACUGCACUUAAAUUUGCAAUAAAAGCAACAACAGUAGCCAGUACAUUACCAACAUUUACAUUUGGAACCACAGAGGCUGUGCAGAUAGAUGACAUCACACCAGCAGAAACAAAUAUUCUCUCUCUGACUGUUUCCGACGACGGUGGCGACACUAUUGUGUAUUCUACAGCAGCGAAUGACAACGCAUAUUUUUACGUUGAUACUAACAAUGGACAAGUGAAGACUUUACAGACCAAUAUACCAGAAGGCACUUAUACUAUCACACCAAUGGUAACAGAUGACUGCUAUAAUACAGCUACAACAGUUGUUACGGUAACAGUUGCAAAUGUGGCUAUUACUUCGGGUGGAUUUACCGGAACUUCAGUAACUAUUUCUGAAGAUGAUAACUUAGAAACAAAUCUAACGAAUAUUCUAAUAACAGAACCAAAUGACGGUUAUUAUUGUUACCUGACCAGCGAUUCUAAUUAUCCAUUUAGUGUCAGACAGGCCAAUAGCUUAUAUCCAGGUUAUACAUUAUACCUUCAAGAUUGGCCAGAGUUGAACGCAGCAACGACACCAAGUUAUACGUUAACUGCAGAAUGUAUAGAAGCGCAUUCGUCAUCACCCGCUAGUGUUAGUGUCGGUUCCUUUACAGUAAAUGUUUCACCAAAUAGUGGUCCGUCAAUUGCCACUGCAACAGCAACAGUAACGCUUGAUGCUGUAACGGAUUGGACUGGUACCUUGGUUUAUACGGUAGUUGCUACAGAUCCAGAAAAUGAUCCAUUUACAUUUACCCUUGCUGGUGGAGGACCAUUUACAAUUACUGACGCUGGUAAGAUAGUAUUAACAGAAAAUCUUGUACGUCAUGCUCAGGGUAGUUAUGCACUAACAGCAACUGUAGCAGAUAACCGUGGUAAUUCUGAUGCAAUGACAGUAACUGUUACCAUUAACAAUAGAAAUGUUGACCCGACGUUCACCAAUUUACCUACAUCUGAAAGUAUCACAGAAAACGUAGCAGUAGGAACGACUGUAUUUCAACCUAAUGCAGUGGAUACUGAUGUACUUGAGUAUUAUGCUCAGUUUAAUCCAUCGUAUGGCGCCAAAUUAUUUACAGUAAAUCCAAAUACUGGAGAAGUUUUGACGUCAGCAAAUAUUGAUUAUGACGUCAUCAGUGAUCAUUCAAUCGCUAUUUUCAUCACAGUAUCUGACGGAAAAUGGUUUGACACGCAACGUUUGAUUGUUAAUAUUGGUAAUGAAUAUGAAACCCCGGUGAUAGCACAAAAAUAUUUCAAAAUUAUGAGGGACGAGGGAGUGUCUGGUGAUUCCUUUCCUGUGAUACGGUACGAUGUUGAUGAUCCAGACAUAGCUUCAGUGAAUGAUGUUAUGAUAUAUACAAAGAACUGUGGAGCAGACGACAGCAGAGUGGCCAUUUCAUCAACUACAGGAAUUUUUUCUUUCAAUGGGGAUUAUGAUCUUGAUGAUGCCUCAAACCCGACAGAUUUCACCUGUACCGUCACAGUCACUGACAGUGGUGGAUUAACUGACACGUGCAUUGUUGACGUUCGUGUUGAUUAUGUAAACGAGUUUACUCCAACAUUUACACAAUCGUCGUAUGAUAUUAGUGUUUUAUACACAGAACUAGUCGGUACAAUAGUUCUUUCUGUCAGUGCCUCUGAUCAAGAUUUAGGGGAUCACGGGGUAUUCUUUUAUGAAAUUAUCAACGCUGAAAAAUUGUUUGGAAUAUUUCAAAAUGGCAGCAUAUUUGUUAAUAAAGAUUUGAUUGCCUUUUAUCCGAAUGGACACAUGUUACUCAUGACAGUAAAAGCUGAAGACACUGGUGGCCUGUUCACAACAAUAUCAAUUAAUGUAACCAUUCCACCAUCAAUUGUAGAAAGUACAACAACAGAAAAGCCAUUGACUUUCUUUGAGUACAGGAUGAACAUGGUUGCAUAUGAAAUAGCAGCAGCUGUAGGCGCAGCUUGUUUACUCGUAGCGAUAUUUUUUGCAUGCAGAUAUAUCAGGAGAAAACCUCCAGUGACGGAGGUUAAGCCAGUGACUUUGCCGCAAGUAUCUGAAAACGAGGCUAAAAACGGAAUCGUAGACCAGUCUAAUAAAAACGAUAAUAACAAAGGGGAUGACAGCAAUGUGAACAAACCUCCGUCAAAUAACGAGGAACCACAACUUCGUGUUAGACCUUUGUUUAACAUAGAAGGUCCCAGAACGGCUGAUGGAGGAAUGCAGAGCCCCCCACCAGCAUAUAACCCAUAAUGAUAAUGAUGUCUUCAGUAGUUCGGUAUUCGGAAAAAUGGGUUCAAAAUCUGUUUUGUGUAUACGAAUUUAUUUAAUUGCUGAGAAAUGUAGAAACAUUUUUCUUACCACGCGCUUAAUAAUACAUUUGAAAAUAAAUAGCUUGGAUAACGAUCACAUAACUCUAUUACAUUUUUGUCCAAUCUUUCUCUUUUUGAAUUCAAACUAGCCGCUAUUUUUUGUAUAGAUAUUCGAUUAAUAGAUAUUUUAUGAAGCCA
This is a messenger RNA of Mytilus californianus (California mussel), 3119 nucleotides long. RefSeq names its product protocadherin Fat 4-like. The transcript has 15 exons. Gene Ontology annotation, cellular component: membrane. The record is from RefSeq and is a predicted model, not a curated record. Lineage: Eukaryota; Metazoa; Mollusca; Bivalvia; Mytilida; Mytilidae. The coding region runs from base 118 to 2862 and encodes 914 amino acids. Gene Ontology annotation, biological process: homophilic cell-cell adhesion. Gene Ontology annotation, molecular function: calcium ion binding.